AUGUUACUAGGCAACAUAUUAAGUUUUUGUGAGACAUUUUAUGAGGCUGAGAGAGUUAAAAUGAAAAGGUCUAUGGCUUUAAUUAACAGGCUUCACAAAAGAGUUUUAUCUUUUAAGAAUGUGCCACCACCACAUUCCGAGGAGAGGGAUUAUUCUGGUAGGAGAAAUUUACCAUUAGAUGGUAAAUUGUUGGUGCAGGAUGCUCUUGAUAUAAUUAAAGUGAAUGUUGAUAAGAUUAAAAGUGGUGUCAAAUACUUGUUGAAUUUUGAAACUAGAUGCAAAGAAUUCAAAAACUUUGUUGAUGAAGAAGUGUGGCCUAGAUACACCGAGGAAAAUGGUACAUUUCUCAUCUUUUUUCCUGAGACAAAUGAUUGGGAAGAUGUUCAUGAUAUUUGCAAGUUUUUAGAGGUUUUUGCUUAUGUUACAUCAAUUAUAAGUGGCACCUCUUACCAUACUGCUAAUCUGUUUUUGGCUGACAUUUACAGGGUGACAGUUCUACUUGAUAAACCUUCAAGCAUUUCAAAUAAUCCUCAAGUGCAGACGCUUGCUAAUAAAAUGAAGUUGAAAUAUGACAAGUAUUGGCCAGAGUCUAAUACAUUGCUUUCUUUUGGUGUAGUUCUUGAUCUAAGUUCCCUCUUCCAAUUGUAUCAAGAUACCUAUGAAACCAAUGAUGAGAUUGCCCCUGCUGUAUCUGAAAGUCCAGAAGUAGGACCUAUUUAUGGGUCGGGAAGGAGGAAUUUUGAGAGGUUUUUAGAAAUUAUUGUGGCCAAUUAUCCUGUUCUUAGUAAAUUGGCAAAGGAUAUCCUAAUUGUUCCAGUUAUUACUGUUGCUUCAGAAACAACUUUUAGUGUUGGAAAAAAGAUUAUUGAUCCGAAACAAUCAUCUAUGAAAAUUAAGACAGUAGAAGUGCUUGAGGAACCACAAGAUGAACCUUUGACAUAUCAUUUUGGUGAAGAUCCAGGUGUCGCUUCUUCUACAACUACAACUUGA
This is a messenger RNA of Vicia villosa (hairy vetch), 990 nucleotides long. RefSeq names its product zinc finger BED domain-containing protein RICESLEEPER 1-like. Gene Ontology annotation, molecular function: protein dimerization activity; DNA binding. Bases 1 to 990 code for a protein of 329 amino acids. The transcript has 7 exons. The record is from RefSeq and is a predicted model, not a curated record. NCBI's taxonomy places the organism in Eukaryota, Viridiplantae, Streptophyta, Magnoliopsida, Fabales, Fabaceae.